Messenger RNA from Scylla paramamosain (green mud crab), 2146 nucleotides. RefSeq lists its product as uncharacterized. The transcript is spliced from 6 exons. Lineage: Eukaryota; Metazoa; Arthropoda; Malacostraca; Decapoda; Portunidae. The record is from RefSeq and is a predicted model, not a curated record. Bases 195 to 1517 code for a protein of 440 amino acids.
GUUGAAGAAAGAGAGAGGGAGAGCGAUUACAAAAAUCAAAACAGAGGCGUUCAAAUUCUGAUCUUAGAAAAGACUCGGGUCCAAGAAAAGACACACUGAAGCAUUUUAAGUCGUAAAGGGUGAGAAGAGUGACGUAAGAAGAUAUUCAAGAUCCGGAGAAGAAGAAGAGAGUAUAACAUUUUCCUCCCCCCACCAUGAGCAAGGUCUUCCCUCACUCUGACAAAAAAGGGAUGGACGCCGCCCUGAACUUGGUGGAAGACACCCUGGCAGUGUUGCGCAGGAGAGUCCAGCAGCAGCAGCAUGAGAGAGGGAGUGGAGUGAGGGAUGCUGCCACCAACACCUCACCACCACCACCACCACCCUCCAUCACCUCCUCCAAAGGAUCAAAGAAACUAAGGAGCAAAAGUGUGUUGAUAAAGCGCAAGUCGAAGUUUAAAGGGAAGAGGACAAAGCAACCACACAUUUCAUCAGUGCAAGACAGCAAAGUAACACAGAGGGAAGAGAAGGUGGCUGAGAAGGUGCCACAGGAUUACUGCAAACACUGCAACCCACGGAGUGAGGGAGGCCGAGGCAAACCCAGCAACACUCAGCGGAAACGAACAAGCAGACCUCCAUCUAGCGACCCCAAGCUGCUGGGUGUGAGGGAGAGGGUUGUAUGGAAGCCUGCACAGAGAGACCACAGGGGGAGGAAAGAGUCGGAGGAUAGUUCCCAAGACUGCCUGUGUUAUGGCAAUACUUGCAGACCUUUAUGUGAUGACCCAUGCCCUCUAGACCUGAGAGAAAAGGUCAUAUGGAAGCACAAGGCAAGGCACAAGAAGGAAGCAUCACAGAACAUUUUCCAGGACUGCUGCUUGUGUCACAGUGAUACCUGUUUGCUGUUGAGAUCAGCCAGACCUCUGCAGGAUGAGAGCUUUGAAAACUUGGGUGUCAGGGAAGAGUCAUGUGGAUUUGGGAAGAGAGGACACAGCAAAAGAGAUGAGUCUGACUCUUCCUGUCGCAGCAACCCUCCCAAAACUCACAGGGCAGCCAGAUCAAGUCCCAAACCCAGGCAGACAGCACAGGGCAAUCACACAGACACUGGUAGUAGAUCAAGGGAGAGAAAGAUGAGAGAUACUGACAGCCAGGUACAGGAACAUUCUAAGAAGGACAAGAAAGUACACACUCACCCAAAGCCAGCAGUUGAUGUAGACAAGCAGGGGUAUGCCAGGCCCACUCACACCUCCAGGCAGCGCACCAACCAAUCCCGCCCUAGGAAGGAGAAAGAAAACAUUAUCCCUUAUAUUCCUUGUGGAGCGAAGUGUGAUGACCUCCAGAGUCACAGUUACCACAUUGGGAUCACCGCACAGCAGGAAAUAGGGCGCCUUCUGAACCAGCCUCCCCGUGACCACACCCACAGCCACUCCAAGCGCAGCAGCGGUCAGCAGGAGGGUGCAGCGAUGACAGGCCUGACGCAGGAGACGGUGAAGCAGGCCAUGGCAAACAUCCACCACCACCUGAAGGGCCACACUAACCAAUGACCCACACCUGGCCACCACUCCACCUGUCAUGAUGUAGUCUGCCUUAGUUCACAGUGACAUGAUGGUACUUAGUGUUCCUUGUGGGUGAUUAAAAUGUCUAGGCUACUCUGACUUACUAGGACCACAUUCAAUAUCUGUUUUAUCUACUCUGACACCUUCUGGACUAGUGAUGAGAGAGUCUAGAUCACUCACACUUCAAGGAACACAUUCAGUAUCUGCUUAUCUGUUAUAACACCUCUUCUUUUGUACCAUCAUAUGCUCUGCCUGAAUGAUCUGUGUCUAAUCUCCUUGCUUUAGUUAUCAUUCUGGCUCUUGCUCUGCCUCCACUAAUAUUAAGGAGUCAUGUUGAAUGCAUUGCACUUCACACCAGACUGAAGGGCUGAGCGAGGUGACUCCUGCAGCAAUAGAUGCUAGUUGAUGCACGUGUUGUACUUAUCACAUUUAUAGUUUUAUCAGUGUCUAGCCUUAACUCAAUGUACUCAUCCUAGGCCAUAACAAAGGCUGCAAUAAAAUGCUUAAUACUCUAUAAGGAAAACAUUCCCUAGUUUAAACAAUACAGAACUAUUUUUACUUUUAUAAUUGUGUAAUGCAUUUAGAAACAUUCUUAAAUAAAAGAAAAUAUCUGACAA